This is a messenger RNA of Adineta steineri, 1827 nucleotides long. NCBI's taxonomy places the organism in Eukaryota, Metazoa, Rotifera, Eurotatoria, Adinetida, Adinetidae. The record is from the annotation of a GenBank genome assembly.
AUGGAAAGAUUUUCUAUUGAAUCCAAAUUAGAAAUAUUACCCGAUGAAAUUUUACUGGAAAUUUGUCAAUACUUAUUAUGUGUAGAUAUUCUUCAAUCAUUCUAUGGAUUAAAUUCACGAAUGACACGUAUGAUUACAAAAUAUUGCCAUCAUGUUUCACUUCAUAAAGCAUCUAUUACACAAUCAUCUUACUUAUGUACAAACGUUCUUCCUCAAAUCGGUUCUCAUAUUCGAUCAUUACUCAUCGAUCGUUGUUAUUCAGUAAUGCAACAAGAAUUAUUUAUGGAACAUUUCAGCAAAAAUAUGUCAAUAAUAUUUCCUAAUUUAAAAAAAAUUUCUCUCGUUGGAUUUCAACAUGCACAUAUAAUGACUUUUUUUGAGAGUUUACAUGAUUUAAAUAAGCUCGUUGAAAUUCGUAUAUAUGAUCUUUUCGGUAUACAAGAAGAUCAUCAAACAACAGUUCUUCAAACAUUAUUACAAGCAAAUAAUAAUCUACUUACAUCAGUCUUAAUUAAUAAUGGAUCAAGUUGUUUGAAAUUUAAUGAUACAGAUUGUUAUGCAAAUAUUAUUCGACUUCGUAUAAAAAUAAAAACUAUCAUGGAAUUACCUUCUCUCUUUACUGCUCUUCCUUAUAUUCGUCAUUUAGAUGUUACACUUGGAGAAGAUGAAAACGAUGAUAUGAUGGGCGAUGAAAUAAAUGUUUGUUCUCUUCAUUAUCUUAUCGAUUUUCAAUUGAGAUCUACUAAACGUUGGUGGAGAUUAGAGGAAUUAUCAAGAAUUCUUGCUCAACUUCCUAAUGUACAAACAAUUUCACUUUUUCUUUGUGUAACUGAUUCACGUCUUGUACGUGGUAAUACACUUCUACCGUUACUUUCUUCUACUGUUCGACAAUUUCAUUAUGCUGUUUUCUAUGCUCCGGUAACAUCAUUUGAUGAAACUAAGACAAUAAUUACUUCCUGGCCAUCAUCACAUCCGAUAACUUGUUGUUCAAGUGAUGACUAUGGUUUUCUUCAUACGUUGCCUUGGUAUUUCAAAUGCAUGUCAUUUCCAACUUCAAUUGGUAAACUAAUGUCAUCUCAAACAAAUCGUGAGAUUGGUUACGAAACACGAGUGAAGAAGUUAGAAGUCAUCGUUGACAAGAAUUUAACUUUAGCUAUGUCAUUAUCAGUUAUUGCACAAUGUCAUCAGAUGAGACAACUUGUAAUUUUCGUUACAUCGGAUGAUAAUUCUGCCAAAGGUAUGUAUAAUGCACGAAAUAAGGUCGAACAAUAUCGAUCACCAUGUCUACCUACAUUAUAUCAGCUUACUCAAAUCUAUAUAUAUGCUUCGAUACCGGUUGAUUUUACUCAUCUUUUUUCGAUUUUCGUUGCUGCACCUAAUCUUCUUCGUUUGGAUUUGCCAUGUGAUUAUCUUAUUCAUUUACUUGAAAAUCAACAAAUACGUGAUUUACUUAAACAAAGUAUUAAAUCACUUGUUAUUCUAGAUGGAACUGCAUCAUCACUGAUAAAACUUAAUGAAGAACAUAUACAUUUCAUUGCUUCUACUCUUACUAAUCUUUGCGAUGUCUAUGCUGAUAUAAAGCAUUUAACGCCGAGUCCAAAAACAGAGUUAAAUGAAAUAACGACACCUUCUAUGGAAUCGAUGGUUAAAUGUUUAUUAUCAGAAUUUAAAACGCACAAACUAAUUUCAUUAGUUGUUGAUAUUCAACCUAAUGAAAAUAUCGUGACAAAUGCAAAACAAUGGUUACAAGAGAAUACAAUUCUUCAACAAGAACAAUUCAAUGCGGAUUUUAAUAGGGAAUUAAAACGAUUAGUUAUAUGGAUGUAA